CCAAAUAGUCGUUCCAGACGACAAUACGUGCCGGCGCGUAGGUCAGAACAGUUUGCCGAGUGAUUGCCAAGCGGCGAAUUGAUUGCCGUGCCUGCGUGCGCCAUGGAGGUUUUGGUCGGCGGCGUGAAGUCCGUGCUGCUGGUGCUGGCGCCGGCGCUGCUCGCCGUCGCGCUGUACAGCCCCGACGGGUUCUCGCCGGCCCCGAUGCCGCCCGAGUACUCGUACGCGGCCCCCGUGUCCGCGCCGCGGCACGAGCCCCGCGCGCUGGCGGCGAGCGAGCGCGUCGGGGAGGGGCGGCUCCUGGCGCCGGAGGACCUCGCGUACGACGCCGCCGGCGGGUGGCUGUACACCGGCUGCGCCGACGGGUGGGUCAGGAGGGUGAGCGUGGCCGGCGGGGAGGUGGAGGACUGGGUCCGCACCGGCGGCCGCCCCCUCGGCGUCGCCCUCGCCGCCGAUGGUGGCCUCGUCGUCGCCGACGCCUACAUCGGGCUACUGAAGGUGAGCCCGGAGAAGGCGGUGGAGCUGCUGACCGACGAAGCGGAGGGCGUCAGGUUCGCCCUGACCGACGGCGUCGACGUCGCCGCCGACGGCACCGUCUACUUCACCGACGCGUCGCACAAGUACAGCCUGGCCGAGUUCAUGACGGACGUGCUCGAGGCGCGGCCGCACGGGCGGCUGCUGAGCUUCGACCCCUCGACGCGGCGGACCACCGUGCUCGCCCGCGACCUCUACUUCGCCAACGGCGUCGCCGUCUCGCCGGACCAGGGCUCCCUCAUCUUCUGCGAGACUGUCAUGAUGAGGUGCUCGAGGUACCACAUCAACGGCGACAAGGCCGGCACCGUCGACAAGUUCAUCGACAACCUGCCGGGCUUCCCCGACAACAUCCGCUACGACGGCGACGGCCGCUACUGGAUCGCGAUCUCCGCCGAGAGGACGCUGCAGUGGGACGUGCUGAGCUGGUCCCCGUUCGUCCGGAAGCUGGUGCACAUGGUGGACAAGUACGUCGUGGCGGUCCCCCACAGCCUGAAGAACGCCGGCGCGAUGAGCGUGACGCUCGCCGGCGAGCCCGUGUCGAUGUACAGCGACCCAGGCCUCGCCGUCACCACCGGCUGGCUCAAGGUCGGCGACUGCCUCUACUACGGCUCGCUCACCAACCCGUACCUCAGCAAGAUCAACAUCGCCGAAUCCCCGGCUGAGAAAGCCGAGGAGUGAUCUUGGAUUCUUGCUCGCUUGUUCGGAACCCUUUUUUUUUUUAAGAGAACA
Molecule: messenger RNA, 1263 nt
Organism: Oryza brachyantha (malo sina)
Lineage: Eukaryota; Viridiplantae; Streptophyta; Magnoliopsida; Poales; Poaceae
Product: protein STRICTOSIDINE SYNTHASE-LIKE 4-like
Exons: 4
Coding region: 103-1212 (369 amino acids)
Biological process (GO): biosynthetic process
Molecular function (GO): strictosidine synthase activity
Source: RefSeq, a predicted model, not a curated record